Messenger RNA from Python bivittatus (Burmese python), 1710 nucleotides. The record is from RefSeq and is a predicted model, not a curated record. Lineage: Eukaryota; Metazoa; Chordata; Lepidosauria; Squamata; Pythonidae.
GCAUCUGAUUAUGAAAUUCGACAGUAUGAACCUGCCAAAUGGGUAUGCACAUCUCUUAAAACCAUAGACUGGGAUGCAGCCAUCAAUACUGGCUUCAUGAAGCUCUUUAACUAUAUUAAGGGCAAGAAUGAAAAAGGAACAAAGAUAGCUAUGACAGCUCCAGUGACAUGCUAUGUCCAGCCAGGGGCUGGCCCGUUCAGUGAGUCCGUCACAACAGUUGCCUUUUAUUUACCAUCUCAGUACCAGGCAAACCCACCCAAGCCUUCAGAAGCAGAUGUCUUCAUCGAAACCAAGCCAGGAAUUACGGUGUUUGUCAGAUCAUUUGGAGGAUUUGCUAAAGCGAAAAGAAAUCAAGAUGAAAUACAGGCACUUGCUGAAAGUUUGAAGCGGGAUGGAAGAGCAUUUCAAGAAAAGGUCUAUUAUAGUGCUGGUUACGAUAGUCCAUUUAAAUUGCUGAACAGACAUAAUGAAGUUUGGCUUAUCAGAAAAAGCUAAAAUAUUAGUACAGCAAUACAGAUUACAGUAUUAACUUUUAAAUGCCUACUUAAUGUAGUUUUCCUUAUAUGAAAGCUGUGUUUUUGUAUAUUUUCUAACGUAUUUCUUUGCUUCUACCAUUGCCUAAAUUUCUAUGCUGCUUUAAAAUGGAUUUUUUUUUUUGGCUACAAUAUGGCUAAUAAUAGGAUGGUAAUAGUAAUUAGGAACCAGAGAAUAAGAAGCCAAAGUAUACCUUGAAAGUGUGACAAAUUUCUCUUUUCUAUGAACUUUACUGAACUUUCUACAAAAACAGUAGUGCUUAUGCAAACGUUUUCCACUAAACUGGAGGCUUAAUCUGGGGAGUUAGUAAAUUUGAAAGGCAGGUAGGGCAACCUAGAGUCUCCAUGAAUCCCGUAGCUGUUUCUGGAGUCCCCAAGAUGGUAUUCCUUCAUUAGGAGGCAAACUGCUAAAUAGCAUUAUUUUGCUGCUGAUCUUUGCUGCAAAAUCAAACGUAAAGACCUUUGGUAGGCUUGAUGCACUAAUUAAAUAAAAAACCACCUCAAAUAUUCCCUCCUUUCAAAGAGAAGGGAAAGAGGCAGAAAAUUAUGUCCCUGCUUCAUCAUCCAACCCCCAUCAUACCUCUUGAUCCUUGGCCAUUGGGGGAAAAAAAUGAAAAGGCACAACUCUUGAACUACCAAAAAAAGAGGAUACCUGUCCCUCUCCUAAGGUAACCCAGAAGGCCCUACAUGCUUCCCCCUUUAGCCAAAUGAGAGUGCCUUUGGACCCUUUUGAAAACGUUACCUAAAAGAUAACAGAGCUAGUGUCAACUUCAAGCACUGGGCUGAAGAUUUUUAAACAUUGCUGAAUUUGGGGGCAGUUUUUAGGGUGAGAAUGAGAGCAGCUUGCUUCAGAGGGGCCUCCCAUUCCCUAUCACUUCCUUAAAACUACUGUGGUCCUUAGUUCUUUGAACAUUGCCCAUGCUUGUUCUAAAUAAUUAUUGAAUAUAUAGGUAGUCCUCGUUUAGUGACUGCAAUUGGUUCCAGUGACUCAGUCAUUAAGUGAAGCGGUCAUUAAAUGAAAAUUACAUGACUGCGACUGCUUAUGAUUUUACUUCAGCUUUCCUCUUCCCCACUACCUUGCUCUUUGGAAUACUCACCCCAGCGCUGGAAUAAUUAGCAAGAAGAGAAUUAAUGUUUGUAUUUACAUUCAUUGGAGAGGAAGGGAUGACAAGAGAGC